This is a messenger RNA of Hibiscus syriacus, 1754 nucleotides long. Its product is annotated as F-box protein At3g07870-like. The transcript has 3 exons. The record is from RefSeq and is a predicted model, not a curated record. Bases 160 to 1575 code for a protein of 471 amino acids. Lineage: Eukaryota; Viridiplantae; Streptophyta; Magnoliopsida; Malvales; Malvaceae. Gene Ontology annotation, molecular function: protein binding.
UGUGUUAGGGUUUCCAGAAUUCCCCAAUUUAGGAAUGAAUCGUUUGUACAAUUGAAGACGGUGGCCAGUUUUCUACUUCCCAGAGUCUUCAACUUCAAACCCAUUUCCAGUUUCAAGCUAAAGACGAGAAAAGGGUUCUUCUUCAACAGUGUGAAGAAAAUGAAUGGCAGAAAAAGAGCAGCGGUUAAAGCUUCGAGCAGCAGCAUCCCAUGCGUAAAUCAAGAAUCACCCAUUCUUCCUUUCAGGAUUCUUCAACUCCCGCGCCGUACAAUCUACGAAAUCCUCGCGAGGCUCCCAAUCAAAACCCUCUUCCAAUGCAGGUCCGUUUGCAAGAGGUUCCUUCGUUUCAUCUCAGAUCCUGAAUUCGCAAAGCUUCAACUUUCGAAAUCUCAAGUUUGCAUCUUAAUCAAGACUCUGCCGCUCCAGAAUGCUUCCAAAAGGCUCCAGAUAGCUCACGUUGAGUCCAGUGGUUCAAAUUUCCAGGUCUCGAAACUCAACUUUACCCCCAAAUCGAAUCUCCCCACUAUCGAAAUCUCUCAUAUGAAUGCUUGCAAUGGUUUACUUUGUUUAGUUGGAUCUGAGAAAGAUUAUAACUUCUAUGUUUGUAACCCGAUUUUGGGCGAAUUCAUCACAAUUCAACCACCUUAUAAGGAUAGACAACGAGGUAGCUUUUGGGGGCUUGGUUUUUCAACUAUGAUGGAUCAAUACAAAGUUUUGCAAAGCUAUUAUCCUGUAGUUGAAUCGAAUAAUCGAUAUGUAACCGCUGAGAUUUACACCAUUGGAACUGGUUCAUGGAGGAGCAUUGGAAAUGCACCAAUUGAUACUGUUGCUUUGCCAUUCAAUGCUUUCUUGAAUGAUACUCUUCACUGGUUUCCUUGUACUCCUAAUGGUAGUGAAUUCAUUCAUACUUUUGACUUCAAUUCUGAGAGGUUUGGGACACUACCGCCACCCAAUCAUUUCCGUGAAGAUGAUAAGAAAUUCACAAAUCAUUCAAGGAUUGGCGUUCUAGAAGGGUGCCUGUUUAUGAUUUACUUCACGAAUUCGAAUCGGUUCGAUAUUUGGGUUAUGAAGGAAUAUGGUGUGAAGGAGACAUGGACCAAACAAUUUGUUGUUGAGAAUUUGUAUCCAAAACAAGGCAGCUGGGAUUUCUAUGAACCAAUGGUUGUUUUGAACAAUGGAGAGAUUUUGAUGUUGUACAAUAAUGAUGCAGUGGUUUGUUACAAUCAGAAGCGGAAAAAUUUUCGCGGAACUAAGUUUUUCCGGACUCGUUCACAGUUUGAUGCGACUGCUUACACCCCUUCAUUGGUUUCUCUUAACAAUGUUACGAAAGGAGAGCAAAUUUCUAGGAUGCAAGGCACCAAAGACUAUGACAAGCCCACCGAUUUCCAAGAUUGUGUUGAUUGUGGAGUGCAACUAGAUAACCCUAUCUGUAAUUUUCCGACUUUUGGGGUUGCCUAUGGUGAUGUAAAUUACCAUGCAGAUUUGUAUGGGAGAAACACCGAGAACAGAUGUGCAGCUUGUGCGGAUCGCCUAGUUACUUCGAUGAAAUCGUUUCUUACCUUGUGGAAUAUGUGAAGAAAUCAGUGAUCAAUGGAUGAGGAUCUGUUUCGACUUGUGGUGCCAACUUAAUCCUUGGAUGUUUCAUUAUCCAAUUCUGCUACUGAACUUUUAAGCAUUAUUUUCAGUUGUUUGCUCUGUUUUGCUUGUAAAUAUUUGAAACAUCUUCCUGUUUAACUAGGGAAAAUUAGUUUGCU